AGUUUGAAUGAACGGGUGUCACUCCGCGCCACGUUCCCCUUUGUAAAUGAGCCUUGGUUUCAUCCAUUCCCCCUUUUUUUCAACACAAACAUACAUACCUACAGCAAUUCCGAAUUUUCAAUAUGGCGCGCCGACAGAAAUAUCCCAUCCUAUCCUACCAGCCCCUGAGGCUCCUUUUCCAGGUGACCUACAUCAGCAGCAUCAUCAUUCGCCUACCUCUAUGGGUUAUCGUGUCGCUCGUGAGGCCCCUCAGGCCGCUUCCGCAAUGGACCUUCCGACAGACUUUCAUGUCUCGCGUCCUACACGCACUGACUGACUUCGGCUCUCGCAUCGGGAUCACAGAGACUCUCUCGCUGGAGCCGGGAGACGAAGGGGACCAGUUCCAGGUAAUCCAGCCCUCGACCUUGGACGUCUACCAGGGGCCGUUGGCCUCAUUCCCGGACACCAAACCCGUCAAGGUGGGCGGGACCUGGUACCCGCGCCCUCUUUCGAAAGAAGACGCGCCUUCCAAGACCGUCGGCCUCUACUUCCACGGCGGCGCGUACGUCCUGGGCACGGGCCGCAAAGCGCAGUUCGGCUGGGGCUGCAGCACGCUGGCGGCGCGCACCGACCUCGACGCCGUCUUCGCCGUGCAGUACCGGCUGGCCGCGUACUCGGGGUGCAGCGGCUUCCCCGCCGCGCUGCAGGACGCCGUGACGGGCUACGCGUUCCUGCUGCACGACCUGCAGAUCCCCGCGUCGCAGAUCGUGCUCGCGGGCGACAGCGCGGGCGCGAACCUCGUCGUCGCCCUGCUGCGGUACAUCCGCGAGUUCGGCGACGAGCUGCGCGUCCCGCCGCCGAGGUGCGGCGUGCUCGUCUCCCCGUGGGUCGCGCCCUUCGACCACGACACCUCGCGCAACCCGCGCCGGGCCACGGACUACCUGCCGUCGUCGUUCCUGCGAUGGGGCGCCGUCGCGUACGCGGGCCACGUCCCCGCCGCCGAGACGCACCCCUACGUCACGCCGCUGGGCAACCCGUUCAGGGCGCCCGCGCCCAUCUUCGCGAGCUCCGGGUCCGCGGAGAUCUUCUUCGAGGAUGUGGGGCGCUGGGCGGAGGAGAUGAAGGCGGUGGAGGGGAAUAGGAUUGAGUUUUAUGAGGAGGUCGAUGCGUGCCAUGACUCGAUGAUAACGUCGCCUGCGCUGGGGUUUGCGGACAGUGCCCACAAGGUUGUGGAUAAUAUAGCUGCGUUCAUGCGCCGGUGCUAGUUGUUAGUGACUCUCACCUUUUGUGUUCCAUACCUGCUGGAGUUGGGAACGAUUCGUCAUGGGAGGAGCACUAUAAGCGGAGGUGUGCUCAACUACAUGUAGUUUAAUUUCUUAUACCGGAGAACCGACGGCACGGAACGGUGCAUGUGGUUCCGGUUUGUUUAUACCCCAAGUUACCUGCUCCUAGUGUUUAGCUUAUACCAGAGGGCUUAUCAAGGAUAUUUUGUUUCGAUUUCUAUAAGCUCGAUCUGGCACUCUGUAUGUACUUAAGAGCCCAGAUACAUCAGAGUUGCCCCCACACAUAUCUUAAAAUAUAUCUUUCAAUGUGCCUGCAUAUGCAAGUAAUCACCAAUAUUUAGCGGCUCGGAGAUUUUGUGUGGUGUUGGAUGUGCUGUGAAGAAAGAAAACUGGUUAGGAUCGGGAAUCACAACCAGCUUCAGAAUCUGCGCACAUCUCGCUUAGGGUUAUCGGUAUAAGAGCGGCGCGGGUG
Messenger RNA from Hypoxylon fragiforme, 1734 nucleotides. Its product is annotated as alpha/beta hydrolase fold-3 domain-containing protein. The transcript has a single exon. NCBI's taxonomy places the organism in Eukaryota, Fungi, Ascomycota, Sordariomycetes, Xylariales, Hypoxylaceae. The record is from RefSeq and is a predicted model, not a curated record. Gene Ontology annotation, molecular function: hydrolase activity. Bases 123 to 1244 code for a protein of 373 amino acids.